AUGUAUCUAAAUGAAUCUGUCUUCUCACUGGUCUUGACUUUGCACUCUUUGGAACUGCCUGAGACGAACAUUUACCCUGCAUUGAUAUUUGGAGUAGUAACAUACCUGUUUAUCUUACUCUGCAAUUCCUGGCGUGUCUGUGACAGCAAUCUAACAAAUAUUAUUACAAUUUGCUUGAACAGGAAUCUUCACAAACCAAUGUACAUAUUGUUGCUUAACCUGCCUAUCAAUGAUGCAAUGGGGGCUACAAGCCUUUUUCCUCAGCUGCUGUAUAGUAUAUGGUCUCAGGACAGAUCUGUAUCCUGCUCUGCAUGUUUGCUUCAAGGCUUUUUUGUAUACCUGGAUGGCGGAGCAUCUUAUCUUAUUCUUACUGCUAUGGCCUGUGACAGAUUUAUCACUAUCUGCUGCCCGUUAAGAUAUGGAGCCAUUAUGACAACCAAUAACUUGGUGAAAAUCAUAACUGAGUUGUGGCUUUUUAAUUUUUCUGCUAUAAUUGUAGUUCCCUUUCAUGGGAACUCCUGCUGUGUCAAAGCGGUGGAGCAUGCCCAGGCAGCCCUGGAGGAGGUUGCUUGCGAGCAUUGCAACAAGCUGAACAUUAGAACGCUCCGUUCCCACCGAGCGCUCUUUGAGGAGGGCGCUUUGGCUCGUGUUCCUCAUGGUUCGGGUCCCGCUGCUGCCGAGGCAGAAUGGCGGCUCAGAUGA
Molecule: messenger RNA, 702 nt
Organism: Megalobrama amblycephala (Wuchang bream)
Lineage: Eukaryota; Metazoa; Chordata; Actinopteri; Cypriniformes; Xenocyprididae
Product: putative olfactory receptor 2W6
Exons: 3
Coding region: 1-702 (233 amino acids)
Biological process (GO): G protein-coupled receptor signaling pathway
Cellular component (GO): membrane
Molecular function (GO): G protein-coupled receptor activity
Source: RefSeq, a predicted model, not a curated record